AUGAAAUAGACUUCUCGAUUUGAUAUAAUAAAGAAUGAAUUAAUUCCAAAAAAAAAGUGGAAGGAUGAUCAAGAAAUAAGCUAAUGUGGAAUGUGCGAUAAUAAAUUUAAUGCUUUAUUUAGACGUAAGCAUCAUUGUAGAAGAUGUGGAUAUAUUUUUUGUUAAGAGUAAAUUGAUAUAACCAUGUAGUUGUUCAAACCACUUUUUAGACGGACCUCCUAAUGAAGGUGAGAAAAAAAUUCGAUUUUGCAGACGUUGUUAUGAUAAAAUUAAUUAAUUGAUUGCUGACAAAGGAUUCUUUGUAGAAAAUGAAGAUUCUACUUUAAAAGCAGCCAUGAAAAAAGAAGUAAAUUCUCAAACUAGAAAUGUUUCAAAAUAAUUUGAGAGUGUGACUACCUAUACUUCAUCAAAAAGUAUUGUUGUCAAGGGGAAUGAAGCAUAAUAAAUGUAAGAAGAGGAUGACACACUCUUAGAGAUAAAUUAAGAAAAAGAAGACAUUUCCGAAUUUUUCGAAGAGGCUGAUAUAUCCAAAGAUUAAUUAACAAUAUUAUAAGAAAAGAGUGCUAAUCAAUUGGAAAAAAUAUGUGAAUACAUAUUGUAGAAUGUUCUUUAACCAAAUAAAUCCUAUGAAAAAGUUAUUGAAUUUUGGAAAUCAAAAAUGAAAAUAUUGAUAACUUAAUGUGUGUAAGAGAUUUAAUUUCAUUCUCUUAAUACAAACCUUAUGGAUAUUAAUCAUUUCAUGAAAAUUAAAAUUAUUGAUCAUAGUGAUGAAUAAUUAACCAGUUUCUUCCCUGGAGUUAUUUUUCGUAAAAAUGUGGCUUUAAAAUAAAUGUAAUCUGAAAUUAAUAAACCAGCCAUAAUUAUUAUAAUUGGAGAUUUUGAUAUGGAUGGUACUUAAAAUUAAUUAGAAGACUAUAUAUAAAAUGAAAAAAAAAUCUUAGUUGAUUCAAUCAAUUAAAUUUAUAAAAAUUAUGAACCAAAUUUAAUAUUAGUUGAAAAAGGAGCCAAUAAGAUUGCAUUAGAUGAAUGUCUUAAGAAAAAGAUAACAGUCAUAACAAACGUUAAAAAGAAAGUUCUUAAAAGAGUUAAAUUGUGUACAAAUGCUAAAUUUAUAACUUUGUCAUCAUUGAAGUUAUGUAUUGAAAGAAAGGAAUAAAUAGUUGGUUAAUGCGAGAAAGUUUUUUUCAAGUCAUUUCCAAAAAUGGUUUCAGAAAAAGGUGAGAUGCAUAAAGAUACUACUCUAUGUUUCUUAAAAACUUAAACUUGUUAAAAAUUCGCCACAAUUACGAUCAGUGGGCCUUCUGAGGAUUUACUAUAAAAGCUAAAAUAAUGUUUUAUAGGAUGUGCUAGGUUAGGCAAACAUUAAGAUCUUGAAUCUCAUUUUAUAACUACUGAAUGUUCAAUUUUUAAAAACAAUCAACUUAAAACUAUUUCAAAUUAAGGAAAUUUCACAAACUUCUUAUUUGAAAAAGUCCCUUUAAAAGAAUUAUUUAUUAUAGAAUUAAAAUACAUAAAAAUAAAUUACGUUAUAGCUGAUGUGAGCAAUUUUAAUGACAUAAAAGAUUUUUCUAGUUUAGAAGAAUAUAAAUCAAAACAUCCUACUUAAAGGGAUAAAUUGGAAGAAUUUUCAAUGGCUAGGAUGUGCAAUAAACCAUAAGAAAAAAAGUCAGUAUUUUAUCAUGGAGAAGAUGUUUGUCUAGGCUAAUUUAUCAUUUUGAAAAUAGCUAAUAAAGACAACAAAUGCGAAUUUUGUCAUUUACCAAAAAUAGCCCAUGUUUCAUUUUAUUACUGUGGGGAUAAAUAUAUUAAAAUAAGUGUUGAUUAAAAGAAUAGAAGUGGUAGAGUUAUAUCUACCAAUGAACCACCUUAAUUAUCAAAUUAAGUUUCACAGUAGUUUUCUUAGUUGUCAAAUGAUGAUGAACCUAGAGAUAACGUUUAUACAGCAAAAGAUAUCAGUAAAAUUGUUUAGCAAUCCCAUUCAAAUUAAAAAGGGGAAAAAAAAAAGAUAAAAAUAGAAACCUAUAUUUAGUGUAGUAAAUGCGAUCUUAGUUCAAAUAUUGUUAAAUUAUCUAGUUAAAAUUUAGAUUUUUCUUUUUUUCGAUUUAUGCAAACCAUAUUGAUAACUUAACCAAACAUUUAUGAAAGACAAACUAUUUGUUAGUCCAACAAUUGUAAUCAUUAAUUAGAGAGAAUAUUCACUUACGAUGAGUCUAUGGUGAAAAUUUUAGUAGGGGAAGUAGAAGUUUUCUCUACUGUAAUAUAAAAUACUUUAAGUUAGGAAAUACUGGAUAAUUUAAAAAAAUGGGAAGAAGAUUAUAUAUAAAAUGAAAAAAAAGAACUUUAUCAAAGAAUUUUAAAUACUAAUUAUUAAUUAACUUAAUUAACUAAGCCCUUAUCCAAGAAUGAUAUAAAAGAUAAUAUAGAAAUAUAUUCUAAUGAAAAAUAUUGGUAAGAGAAGUUUUAAGAAAUGAAGUAAAUAUCUGACUUACAAAUCUUUACCAAUUAAUUAAGUAUUCAAAUUUAAGAGCUUAACGAUUAAAUAAAAGUUGAAAUGAAAAGGUUUCAAAGAAAUUCUAUGUUCCGAAGUUAAAAAGAUAUCGAUCAUCAAUCUCCUCCCUUUAAUAAAGUUCAUUUUUCAGGUUAGGAUUGUGAAAUCAAUCAUUCUGAUAGUGUAGUUGGUGAAGAUAUUGAGAAUUAGAGUGAAUAAAUUAGUGAUAUAAAAUCACCAAUGGGAGGUAAACCAAUGAAAACUCCAUCAAACAAAAUUCCUAAUAUACCAUAUUCAGUGAAGGAUUUAGACACCAAUCAUUCUUUUAUUGGAGAUAGAUAACAAAAUCCUUAAAGUCAUUUAAUAAAGGAAUGGCCACUAUGUCUAUUUUAAGAAGAAUAGAACAAGUUAAAAUUAUGUGAUAAAAAAAUAAUUCCUUUUGUGGCUAUUUUUGAAAGUCAACCAUUAUCUUCAAUAGCAUUUUCUUUGAAUCACCCAACUUAUCUUAAAGCAAUAAAUUACUUUGAAAGUAUAUUUAAUUAUUAAAAUUAGAUUUUUAAAAGGCUGAUUAGUAACAAUAAAAAUUGAUUUUAAGUAAAUUAAUGUUGAUGAAAUCUGGAUAAUAAUCAGGUAAAUGGGAAUAAGAAGAUUAAAGUCUUCCAAGUGAAUCUUUACUUACGCUAAAUGAUACUAAUGUGAAUACAACUUAAUAGUAAUCUAUUCCUUAAAAAAAAGAAAAGAACUACAUUACAAUCACAUUAUAAUAUGAUAAAGUAAAGGGUUUGAAACCUUCAAUGAGUAGAGACUAAUUUCAAGAUGAGGAUAAAUCAAUAUCUUCAUAAUAAUCAGUAGCUAGCGGUUUUGGAAAUUAGUAGUUUUAAGCUAAGAAGUCAAAAACUUAAGAAAUAUUAAUUUAUUUUCCAAAUCAAUUCGAAGCAUUAAGGGCUUCUUUUGGAAUUACAUUAAAUUUAUUUAUUAAAUCACUUAGUGUAACAGGAUCAUGGAAUGCAAGUGGUGGUAAAUCAUCUUCCAAAUUCUUCAAAUCUGACAAUGAAUUAUUUGUUGUAAAGAAAUUUGAUGAUGAAAAAGAAUUUAGAAUGUUUGAAUAAUUUGCUUUAGAUUAUUUUAGAUAAAUGCACAGACAUUUUUAUGAAUCCUAAAAACCUUCAUUACUUUGUAAAAUAUUCGGAAUGUAUGAAAUUAGAGACAAAGGUUAUCCUGAGUUUUAUUUAAUUAUGGAAAAUUUAUAUUAUGGUGUUGGUAAUCCGAAAGAUUUAUUGGUUUAUGAUUUAAAGGGAAGUGAAACAAAUAGAUGGGAAAAGAAAGUAAAUAAAGUUUUAUUAGACACUAAUUUUAUUAUAGAUAGAAAUGCAGAACCGAUUCUUAUCUAGAAUGAUUGUUAUAUUUAUAAUGAUAAAGCAUUUUAGGUAUGCUAAUUACUUGUAUUAUUAGAGCGAUUGCAAAUUUUUAUUAAGAAAAUAGAUUGUUGAUUAUUCUCUACUAUUGAUUAUCAAUAGCAAACAGAAAAAAAUAAGGAUGGGAAUCAUCGACUAUUUAAGAUUUUACACUUGGGAUAAAGAAACUGAACGGCUAUUAAAAUUUGUGCUUAAAGGAGGAAAAGUAUUAUAAUUAAAUUACUUAAGGUCCCUACAAUAAUCAAUCCACAUGAUUACAAAUAAAGGUUUUUGACUGCAGUAGGAAAAUAUUUUAUACAUGUUUGAAAAAUUAUGUUGUGUAUAUUUAUGUAGAUGU
Messenger RNA from Paramecium sonneborni, 4240 nucleotides. The record is from the annotation of a GenBank genome assembly. NCBI's taxonomy places the organism in Eukaryota, Ciliophora, Oligohymenophorea, Peniculida, Parameciidae.